Messenger RNA from Meloidogyne enterolobii, 361 nucleotides. The record is from the annotation of a GenBank genome assembly. Lineage: Eukaryota; Metazoa; Nematoda; Chromadorea; Rhabditida; Meloidogynidae.
GUUCGAGUAUUUAAAAAAAAAUUAAUUUUUUUUUGUUCUAUCAUAAAAUUUUUUUCAAAAGUAAUUCAAAACUUUCCAAAAGUAGGUAUUAUAUACAGCUUUUAAUGCUUGAUCGAAUGAGCUACUACAAUCCCUUGAAGUAUUCAAUACCACAAAACGCGCUCCUGUUGAAUGUUCGAGUAUUUAAAAAAAAAUUAAUUUUUUUUUGUUCUAUCAUAAAAUUUUUUUCAAAAGUAAUUCAAAACUUUCCAAAAGUAGGUAUUAUAUACAGCUUUUAAUGCUUGAUCGAAUGAGCUACUACAAUCCCUUGAAGUAUUCAAUACCACAAAACGCGCUCCUGUUGAAUGUUCGAGUAUUUAAA